Messenger RNA from Carassius auratus (goldfish), 3156 nucleotides. RefSeq lists its product as uncharacterized. Bases 1440 to 2867 code for a protein of 475 amino acids. The record is from RefSeq and is a predicted model, not a curated record. The transcript is spliced from 17 exons. Lineage: Eukaryota; Metazoa; Chordata; Actinopteri; Cypriniformes; Cyprinidae.
GUUUACGGCAUCUGUCUUUUCUAGCAUGAGAGCCAGAAUGAAGUGCAAAGUUCAUCAGAAGCUACAGCAACAUGAGAUGGAGGUUUGGUUCAAGUCCAAACACAAAAGGAAACUGGAGAUAAUCUACUCAACACAGCCUACAGCAUAGGACAACAGGAAAAUAACAAAAUCACCUAUGAAACAGACCAGACAAUUUAUUCAGAGCUGUGGAAAUUCGGGGAAAAUAUCCGUUAAUGCCCGUUAAUGAUCCGCUUGCAACUAACGUUAGACAUUCUCCUUACAAGUAGGUGGCGGUAAUGCGCGAAAUCGAUGCGAGAUUGCGUAUCGCCAAAUAAAGGCAGAACAAGAGGACUUCCUCCUCUUCGGACUUCAUUAAGCAGUUGUCUUUAGUUGCAAUUAAGAUGGCUGAGCAGGACAUUGGUGCAGCAGAGGAUGCUAUGUUCCAUGCAGACCUGCUUUUGGCUCAAAUGAAAGGGAGUAUCUUUAGUUAUACAGCUCAAUUUGCAAAUGAAUGGGAUUCAUACAGUGAGUAAAAAUGGGAGAAAACCCACUGCUGAUGUGUUUACAUGUAAUGUUGAUUUUCUCUGGUGCAAGGAAAAACAAGAUGAGAAAAGUGCACCCCCUAACCGUGAGAGUAAAUUUCAGUGGAUUGAGAGAGACUGAAGGUCGUCCACUGCUGAAAAGAAAGAGCAGAAGCGGAAAAACGCGUAUGCGUUAUUCAGCUACAGUCCUGAAUCCUUGUGACCCAGCUGAGGAGGUAUCCAUGGUGACAGAACAAAACAUGUCUCAACACUUACUUGACAGUGAGAUGCAGAAACUGCAGGAGAUUCUGGCAACAACUGUUGAAGCUUCAGAUGGUCCUCCUUCAACAUCAUCAUCAUGGAGCUUGCAACAGUCUGCAGCCCAAGAUGAGUGGCAGAAAGCAAGGCCCUACCACCUGGACUGCUUGUUGUUCUCCAGGGUGGUCAAGGAAAAUAAAUGCAGUCAGUGCUCAUCUCCUGCCAUUAUUCGUUGCAGAGACUGCAUGCCUGAAGAGUGGCUGUGUAUGGAGUGUGAUAUAAUUUGCCACAAAAAACUGGUACUCCAUAACAGGGAGUCGUGCAUUGAUGGAUUUUACCGACCCAUUCCGCCAACGGUGUGCUGUGUGAAAGAAAAUGGCAGAUGUACCUUAAAAAAAUCAAGUUCGGCUGUUGCCUACAGUGAGACCUGACCGACUGUGCACCUGUGACCCAACAAACAUCACAGAAUCUGCUGGAAGAGUAACUAUUUUGGUUUGCAUAAAUGGUCGUUAUGACUUGUACUUGCCCAAUUUGGCGUGCAGAGUGUGUCUAUCACAAUGGACACCUGACAGAAGCGACCUCAUAAGAAGUGGGUAUUGGCCAGCAUCUGUAAAUGCUGAAACAUUGUUUUCAGUGGAUGUAAUCAGCACAUUUGAGGAGAUGAAAACCGUUGCUCCGGGUUUGUCAAGACAAGGCUUUUUGCGGUUGUUAGAGCAGAGGACAGAGCAGUUUGGAAGGAGCGGUAAAAUACAUGGAGAUGCAUUUCAAAGGAGCUUUGUGGAAUACACUUUCUGCCAGUUUUUAUGUGAGAAAAUGGCAAAUGUGGAGCACUUCACCUGCCCAGCAUGUACACCCAACAUGCUUGCAGUUUCUGCAGACGGCAACAGAAAACUGUACAGGUUUCAACACUCUAAAGGGUCAGAGGAACCAUACUUUGAGGGCAUCUUCAUUGCCAAAGAUGUGGACGUAUCCUCUUUCGUUGAAGAAAUCAGGAGUAAAGCGAAAAGUACUCCAGGAAAAGGCACUUGUGGUGCUCCUCAGUGGUCUGCUGCCAGGGAGACUGCCAGAAGAGCUAGCAAACUUGAUGAAGAGGGUCUUGAGAAGGAGCUUCAGGCAGCCACAAACAUACAUUUCUACUGCACUGACAUCUCAUGCAAGUACUGGCCCUAUCUUCAGAAGAUGUCAGUCUCUAUGCCUGAACUGAGCCCUCUUCUUCAAAUGAGACCAUUUCUGUCAGUCAUGCACGCCAAGGCCCAUUCAACUAAGUGUGAGAUUGUCUGGAGUGGUAGGAAUCAGGAGGGUGCUGGCGCAACUGCAGGGGAAGAGGUGGAAAUGGUGAACAGUCUCCUCUCUCGUUGUGCUCUCACAACGAAGUACAUGACCAAAUCUGAAUCUAUAGAUGUCAGACAGGAUGACCAGCAUAUCCUUCAGCGGUCGAUAGAGCACAUAUGUAUGGGUGUCUAUCAAAAAAAAGCAAGCCUUUAUAAUCAGACAGACCGCAACAAGAUUCGACAAAUGCAGCGACGGAAACUGGGGGACGAGAAAAGGAAACUCUUUGAAGCAAUCAAACGAUACAAUGAGCAGGUGCCAGAGAAGGAGGGCAUAAAUGAGCAGAUGGUGGAGAGCCGACUCUCUAUGGUGGGCCAUGGCAGUGGGGAGGACAGUCUAAUAUGGCCAUGGGAGGUUCACAGCACUGAAUCCACAAACAUCCUCACUAAGAAGAAGAUUUUCGAUGCAUACAUGUCAAAGAUGCGGCUGCAAAAAGAGAAGAUCCUAAUUCUUAGGGAGAUGAGACAGCACUGCACCUACCUCAGAGGGCUGGCUGAUGGCAUUAGGAAGCUGAUUGCAGAAAUGUCUGGAGGAAACCGUGGCAGUUUAACUGACGAGGGGCAUUGUGGGCUACAGUGUCUUCUAAAGGAAAGGCUUGCUGAUGUGGAGGAGAAGAUUCAAGUCGUUUCCUCAAGAUACAGCUUGGCUUUAGGACCUCUAUUCCCUGAAGACUGGUCCGAGGAGAUACCGGAGAUACCGGAUGAGAAUAAAGGACUUGAAUACGAGAGCUCAGAGUACAGUGAUUUGGAAGAUGUCUAACUAAUUUGUGAAUGUGUUUUUGCAUUUGCUUGCCGUUUUUUUUUUUUUUUUGGAGGGUGUGGUUUUGGACAUACCCUUUUUCAAUAGAUAGUCUCCCUUAUUUAAUUUACAUAAAUACCAUUGCCUUUAUUGUGAUGAAUAAACUAGCAAAAUUAUUUCUGUGUCAGAUGAAGAGUCCCCACCCACCAGCCCUGUAACUGAUCAAAUUAAUGUACUUGGUAUUAACUCUAUAAAUAAAAGCUGACGUGUAGUGAUCUUUCUGCUGUUACGCUUUAUCUGCUUUGUAUGC